Fraxinus pennsylvanica is the source of this 3237-nucleotide messenger RNA. The record is from the annotation of a GenBank genome assembly. Lineage: Eukaryota; Viridiplantae; Streptophyta; Magnoliopsida; Lamiales; Oleaceae.
AUGUCCUUGAGACUGUUAUCGCCACCAUGUUCCACUUGCUUUUCAAAAACCCAGCUAAAAAAAUUGUCUUUCUUGAACGCAAAUUCAAGUUCUCUGUGUUUUCAAUGGCCAUCGGAGGGUAACAGUGUGUUUUCACGAAGGAGAGUUAGAACAAAGGCGUGUGUUAAAUUGGAGGAAAAGAAUGUCCCAGAAACUCGCAGCGAGUGGGGGAAGGUUUCGGCAGUGUUAUUCGACAUGGAUGGAGUGCUGUGCAACAGUGAGGAGCUUUCUAGAAUGGCCGCCGUUGAUGUGUUUGCUGAAAUGGGAGUACAAGUAACAGUUGAAGACUUUGUGCCUUUCAUGGGCACAGGAGAAGCCAAAUUUUUAGGAGGGGUUGCUUCUGUAAAGGGUGUUAAGGAAUUCAAUCCCGAGGUGGCAAAGAAGAGAUUUUUUGAGAUAUACUUGGAUAAGUAUGCGAAACCAAAUUCUGGCAUAGGUUUCCCUGGUGCUUUGGAACUUGUAACACAGUGUAAAAGCAAUGGCCUCAAAGUUGCUGUUGCAUCCAGUGCUGAUCGCAUCAAGGUUGAUGCAAAUUUAGUAGCUGCUGGUUUGCCUUUAUCAAUGUUUGACGCAAUUGUGUCUGCGGAUGCAUUCGAAAACUUGAAACCUGCUCCUGAUAUAUUUUUAGCCGCUUCAAUGAAUCUGAAUGUUCCCCCUAGCGAGUGUAUUGUGAUUGAAGAUGCAUUAGCUGGAGUAGAAGCUGCCAAAUCAGCAAACAUGAGAUGUAUAGCUGUAACAACAACAUUAUCGGAAGAUACUUUGAAGGCAGCUGGUCCAUCACUUAUCAGAAAGGAGAUAGGCAAAGUAUCACUAGAUGAUAUCAUCAAUGGUGGCUCCAGUUGGCAUAAUGCAAAGAUGCAGUUAUCACAAUCUAUCGGUGAUUCUGCACAAGGUUCCCUGUAUUCGAACAGUAGAGACAUAAGUUCAUUGCAGGAUAAUUCUCCAGGAGCUUUAGGCUUCUCCUUUGGAGGGUUGCAAGGUUCUCGGCGUGAUAUUUUGAGAUAUGGAAGUUUGGGAAUUGCUAUCUCCUGUCUUUUUUUCACUGUAGCAAACUGGAAGGCAAUGCAAUAUACAUCUUCCAAGGCUAUCUGGAAUUUGUUGUUUGGCGUCAGAAGCCCUCCGUUUGGAUUGGAUAAAGAAGAUUCUUAUUCCAUUAGAAUUCAACAAUUCACAAACUACAUAGCUGAUCUAGAGAAAAGGGGGGAUGCAACAAUUGUACCAGAGUUUCCUUCUAAACUUGACUGGUUGAAUACAGCUCCCCUUCAGUUACGCCGGGAUUUGAAAGGAAAGGUGGUUCUUCUCGACUUCUGGACCUACUGCUGCAUAAAUUGUAUGCAUGUAUUGCCAGACCUAGAGUUUUUGGAGAAAAAAUAUAAAGAUAUGCCAUUUGUUGUCAUAGGGGUGCAUUCCGCGAAGUUUGACAAUGAAAAAGACUUGGAAGCCAUUCGCAAUGCAGUACUACGAUAUGGCAUCUCUCAUCCGGUCGUCAAUGAUGGUGAUAUGUAUUUAUGGCGAGAGUUGGGUAUAAAUUCAUGGCCUACAUUUGCCAUUGUUGGGCCAAAUGGAAAGCUGAUUGCACAAAUAUCAGGGGAAGGUCGCCGAAAGGAUCUUGACAAUUUGAUCGAAGCAGCUCUUCUCUUCUAUGGUAGAAAUAAACUAUUGGAUAGCAGACCUAUUCCCUUGCGGCUGGAGAAAGAGAAUGAUCUUCGUUUGCUGACAUCCCCUUUGAAAUUUCCUGGUAAGCUGGAGGUCGACAUCCUCAACAACCGACUGUUCAUUUCAGAUAGCAACCAUAACCGAAUAGUUGUCACUGACCUUGAUGGGAACUUUAUAAUGCAAAUUGGGAGCACUGGAGAAGAAGGUUUUCGUGAUGGUAGUUUUGAUGAUGCCAUGUUCAGUCGGCCACAGGGUCUUGCUUACAAUACGAAAAAAAAUCUCCUGUAUGUAGCAGACACUGAGAACCAUGCUCUGAGGGUGAUUGAUUUUGUCAACGAGAUGGUGCAAACACUUGCUGGAAAUGGAACCAAAGGUUCUGACUACAAAGGUGGCGGAUCAGGAUCCACACAGCUCCUCAAUUCUCCCUGGGAUCUUUGCUUUGAUCCUGUGAAUGAAGUUGUUUACCUGGCCAUGGCUGGCCAGCAUCAGAUCUGGGAACAUAAUACUUUAGAUGGUAUUACAAGAGCUUUUAGUGGUGAUGGUUAUGAAAGAAAUUUGAAUGGUUCGAGUUCCGGAAGCACUUCAUUUGCACAACCUUCUGGGAUUUCAUUAUCUCCUGAUUUAAAGGAUGCAUAUAUUGCUGAUAGUGAGAGUAGUUCCAUUCGAGCACUUGAUCUAAAAACAGGGGGAUCAAGAUUACUUGCUGGGGGUGAUCCAGUUUUCUCAGACAAUUUGUUUAGGUUUGGAGACCAUGAUGGAGUAGGCUCUGAAGUUCUUCUUCAACAUCCAUUAGGUGUCUUUUGUGGGAAGGAUGGUCAAAUUUAUCUAGCAGAUUCUUACAAUCACAAGAUUAAGAAGCUGGAUCCAGCUAGUAGAAGAGUGAGUACCUUAGCAGGCACCGGAAAAGCUGGGUUCAAGGAUGGAACAGCCCAAGCAGCUCAGCUUUCAGAGCCUUCAGGAAUUGUCGAAGCCCAAAAUGGUAGAUUAUUUAUAGCCGAUACGAACAACAGCUUAAUCAGGUAUUUAGACCUGAGCAAGGUAGAACCUGUACUUCUUACUUUGGAGUUGAAAGGAGUCCAGGCUCCAGCACCAAAAUCCAAAUCGUUGAGGCGCCUUAGAAGGAGAUCUACAGCUGACACGGAGACUGUCAAAGUUAAUGGUGUUUCAUCCAAUGAGGGCAAAUUAUGUCUUAAGAUAUCAGUGCCAGAGGGUUACCACUUCUCGAAGGAAGCACGCAGUAAAUUCAGUGUAGAAGUUGAGCCAGAAAAUUCAGCUGUUCUUAAUCCGGUGGACGGGAACAUCAGCCCUGAAGGAUCUGCAGUUGUACAAUUCAAAAGAUCCUCCCCAUCAUCUUCGAUGAGUAGAAUUUAUUGCAAGGUAUACUACUGCAAGGAAGAUGAAGUUUGUUUAUACCAAUCUUUGACCUUCGAAGUACCUUUUCAAGAGGUUAUUCCAGAUGCUGCCCCUGUUGAGAUAACGCUUCCAUAUGUCGUGAAACCUAAAACUUCCACGGACAGCUUAACUGCUAUGGCCACCCGUUGA